Messenger RNA from Phyllostomus discolor (pale spear-nosed bat), 2413 nucleotides. RefSeq names its product DnaJ heat shock protein family (Hsp40) member C28 (gene DNAJC28). The transcript is spliced from 2 exons. The record is from RefSeq and is a predicted model, not a curated record. The coding region runs from base 397 to 1536 and encodes 379 amino acids. Lineage: Eukaryota; Metazoa; Chordata; Mammalia; Chiroptera; Phyllostomidae.
UACAACUCCCAUAAUCCCAAUCGAGCGACCCACCUGACGCCCAGGGGAGCCGGUCGCCCCUUGGAGGGGCCCCGCCUCCCGAAAUGUCCUGCCUAUGUCCUCUUGGGUACAGUUCCUUCUGAGAUUCUUGGGGUCCCCGGUGAGGUGCGACACCUGUCCCGAUUAGGUACAGUUCUGCCGUCCGUGACCUCUCGCAGUCCCCUUGUGGGGAAGGGCACGCAGUCUAGUCCGACGGGGACCGGCCGCGGUGGAGACCCCGGGAGUGAAGGGCGAACCUCGCACGCAUGCGCGGAGACGCGUCUUGGGGGCGGCCUCAGCGGAGCCCCUUCCUGGAGUCUGUGAAGAUCACUGGUAGGAAGAACUCUGGGUACAACAGGGCACCCUUUGCACGUGACGAUGGCUCAGAUCUUAAGGUCUCGUCUGGCAAAUGCUGCAGCGAUUCCUAAUCGAAUGAAAAUCCUCCCGUAUCUUGGAGUCCUGAGAAAUAGGAUGAUGUCAACUCAUAAAUUGAAGAGGAAGAUGAGAGAAUAUUAUCGGCUGCUGAACCUGGAUGAAGGAUGCUCCGCGGAUGACGUCAGGAGGUCCUUCCGUAAGCUGGCCAAGCAGUACCAUCCAGACGGCGGCUCCUCCACGGCUGACUCGGCAACGUUUGUAAAGAUCGAAGAAGCUUACAGGCAGGUGCUUUCCCACGUGACGGAACAAACAAGCGCCAGACAAAGGAACGCUGAAGAGGCGGACGAAGAAGAAGGGAAAUUCAAAUACACAACGCCCCAACACCGGCAUUACUUAAGUUUCGAAGGGGUUGGUUUUGGAUCCCCAAGUCAACGGGAGAAGCAAUAUCGGCAAUUUCGAGCAGACCGUGCGACCGAGCAGGUGAUGGAGUAUCAGAAGCAGAAACUGUACAGCCAGUAUUUCGCUGAUAGUUUAACUGUGCAAGACGUAAGGCAAAGCAAAGAACAAAAGAUCACCCAAGCAAUAGAGCGUCUGGUGGAGGAUCUCAUUCAGGAAUCAAUGGCAAAAGGGGACUUCGAUAAUCUCAGUGGGAAGGGAAAGCCUCUAAAAAAGUUUUCCGGCUGUUCGUACAUUGACCCCAUGACUCACAACCUGAACAGAAUAUUGAUAGAUAACGGAUACCAGCCAGAAUGGAUCCUCAUGCAAAAGGAAAUAAAGGAUACUAUCGAUCAGCUCAGGGAGGCAAUUUUAGCAUCCAGGAAAAAACUCGGGAACCCCAUGACAGCCGCGGAAGAGAAACAGUGGGACCAAGUCUGUGAGCAGUUUGAGGAAAACAUCGGAAAACUGAACAAGCGAAUCAAUGAUUUUAACUUAAUUGUUCCCCUGCUAACCAGGCAAAAAGUCCACUUCGAUGCACGGAAAGAAAUUGCCAGAGCCCAGGACACGUAUGAGGCCCUAAUAAAAACAGGAGAAGUCACAGCGAAAAAGCCAAAUAGCAGUGGUCAGGGAGAAGGGGAGAAAACAGCUGGAGUCAAGACAGGUUUUUUCAACUGGGCGAAUAUGUGGAAAUUUAUUAAAAUCUGACCCAACAGUACUGCCCCGAGUCAUUUUCAGUUGCACUGACGUCACACACAGAGGCUGAGACCGUGCUGCUACCCAGGAGCCUGAGAACUGCGCUUCCCGGCACUUGCACAAACUGAGCUCUCCCCCAGGCCUCGUGAGAGAGAAGGUGUCAGAAGCUGCAUCAGAGAGACGCCCAGCCAGCUCCGCUCUGGGAACAGAGCGAGAAGAGAACCGAGAAAGCACUUUGAUCCGUGUCAGAGUUGGUCAGUCGCCAGGUGAAAUGGGUUUGGGCAGGGGCUCCUCCAACUGGGAAUCUGACCCGUAUCCCAAAUGUCUUAGUGCGGUUUCAAACUCUGAUUUACCAAGUUGUCAUCUGCCAUCUUCAAACACAGGCCCUCCAGCAACAUCAACAAGCUGAAUAAAUAUUAUCAAAAGUCAUAAAACUAAACGAGUGCGGGGAAUGUAGGGAGGACACCUCCAAAUGAUGUGUGUUCUUUGCCGGUUCGCUGCACUUCCACGCCCGAGGCCGUCACGGCCCUCAGCGGCUCCUCCGGGUGGGGCACUGUGUGGGUCGCAAUGCCGCCACCAGCAAGUUAGCAGUGGAUUCCUGCACUGUUCUUUUUUUUAAUAAAGGUCCUCUCUGUGGGUCCUGAAUUUAAAAAAACAAAAAACAAAUACCUGGGUUGUACUUUGUACUUUUCCCCGCCUAACUCCAUGACCUGUUGGCUGCAGAAGCUGAUCAGCCAAGCGGAUUGAUUUAGAGUUAGCAAUUCUAGAAAUAGACUCCGAUGUCCACUUUUUUUAAAGGAGUUCUGAGUGCAUUUGGAGACUUCCCAGGAGUGGGGCUUGGGGGGAAUAACAGUUUGUCUCAAAGGAAACCAGAUUGCAUUUAUGGCUU